This is a messenger RNA of Aspergillus chevalieri, 567 nucleotides long. Its product is annotated as AAA-ATPase Vps4-associated 1 family protein. Bases 1 to 567 code for a protein of 188 amino acids. Gene Ontology annotation, cellular component: endosome. The record is from RefSeq and is a predicted model, not a curated record. Lineage: Eukaryota; Fungi; Ascomycota; Eurotiomycetes; Eurotiales; Aspergillaceae. The transcript is spliced from 4 exons. Gene Ontology annotation, biological process: vacuolar transport.
AUGUCCCUCCAAAACACCUGGCAUCACCGUAAAGUAGCGGAAACCGCUGCAAAGGCAUGUUUCAUCUGCUACAAACCCUCGAGUAGUGUUUUGAUUACCCCGGAUAACAAAGAUUUCUUUUACAUAUGUCCCGCGCAUUUGAAAGAUCGCAAUUUCUGCUCUCCAGUUGUGGAUACGGCGGGGCCGGAGGCGAAGGGGAAAGAGGAGGCGUUGGCGAGGGAGAUUGAGAAGGUGAAGAUGGAGUACGAGGAGAAGCAGCAGAGGAAGAAGGAGAAAGAAAAGGGGAAGGACGGGAAAGAGAAGAAAGAUGCAGACAAGGACAAGGAUGCCAAAUCGGAUGAGAAGGAGAGGGACGAUAAGAUUAAUUCCCUGAGGAAGCAAGAAAAGGCACAGGGACAAGGACAAGGGAGCACAUCAACAGACGACUCACCCCGUGUAUUCUCUCUGCACAAGAAUUUCUAUCAAAUGCGCGUCGACCGCCUGCGUAAUAUCGAGAUGGCCAAGCGCAAUCGUCAACGGUUGCAGGAUCCAUCGCUGUUCCCGUCUGUUCCGUCGAGGGGUCUUUGA